UCCUUCUUUACCAAUCUCAAUUCUCUCUCCGAUUCCUGCCCAGCUUUCCGAGCGCCAUAACCGUCCGCCGCCGCACGGCGAGUCAGAAUGGACUCAGACAUCAAAACAGUUGAGCAAAGAUUGAAGUCUUUCACCAGUCAGCUUCACACAGAAUGUGGAAUUCUUGAGAGACUCGUGUAUAAACACAAGAAUCAGCAUCGAAGAUCCUCAUAUUUUCAAUACAUUCUUAAGGUAAGAAGGGAUCUGCAGCUUUUGAAAUCACUUAACCUGGAUGAGGUAUUGGAAUCCUCUUUUCUGGUGAUAAAUGGAGACAGGCCAAAACAAAAGGUUCAGCUUUUGGAAGGUUUGAAGAGAAGAAAAACUAACAGUGGAAAAUAUAAUUUCCUGGAAAGGCUUUUGGGAGUUACCCGUCUAUUGUCACAGAUUGUUGAGCCUUUGUUGAAGGCGGCUAUAGAGAUAUCCAUGCUUCUUGCUCGGUCAUUUUUCAUGAAGUUUUCACUGGUGGUUUUGGCUGUGCUUGCACGUGUUCGCGUACUGGUUCAACAAAUGCUUCUUGAUGCUGUUCUUCUAUACAACACUGUUUCUUCUCUUUCUCAAAAGGAACAAAGUAUUAAACUAAAACAAGAAGGAUUUGAGGUCUUUAGAGAAUAUUUUCCAAGAAAGGAGGAAGCCAAGAUUUUACUAGAGUGCAUUUGGCAGAAAGAUAAGUUUGUCUUAGUUGAGACGACCCACAAAAGUGAGGCCACUGGUGAAGAGAAGGAUGAGCGAGGAGAUAUCUCAUUGAGCACUCAGCAAAUACUAUAUGAGAACAUUGAGGUUAUACUUGGAGUUGAUGAUUCUGGGGCUGCAGCAUCUGUACUUCCUGCAACCGAUACAAACAAUGUUGAAGAAAACUACAGUGGUGCUGCUGGAUUGAAAAAAGAUGAGAAGAAUGUUCCAGAAGCUUCAGAUAUGGCUCCAUCUUCUUCUGCAAAUAUAGUUUCCUUAGAAGAUGUAUUCACCAAUUCAUCAGCUGGAUCGUUCUCUGACACAAACAGAAAUAAGUCAGCUGGAGAUGUUUCAUGCUCCAAAUCAGAAGUCACUUGCACAGAAACUAGCCUGCCUGCUAUUUCAACCACAUCGACCCUUUCAAGACGAGUCAAAAAGGAAACAAGUAAGAAGGUUGCUUUUGUAGCUGUUAAACAACCCGCCCCAUCAACUACAGAUCAAUCGAGGUUUCCUCUAAAAGGCACAGAGAGGAACAGUAAUGAUCUAUUUUUCAAUCUCCUUACUGGUGGGAACAAGAGUGGUCUGUUGUAAGUAAUAGUGACCUUUCAGAGUUGAGAUCGGAGCAGCUGACAAGUAACUUGUUCGCAAAUUUUGGAUAUGAUCCUCGGAAGUCUUGGAUGUCCUCUUGCCGAACCAUUUAGCUUUUUUACAACUAAGGAUGGAUGCUGUGUAUGCUGGCCUGGCCUUAAGGAUUCCUGUUCUUUUAACACCCUCAGAAAGUCAGAAUAUUUGUUCAGUGUAGAUAAAAUCUGAUAAAUUGUUUUUGGUUCAAAUAUAGAACUUUAUUUAAGAUAUUAUUGAUAUAUCUUUACUGUUAUUGAUAAAAGAUACUGAAAAAAAUGCAUAUUCAUUAUUUCAA
Salvia hispanica is the source of this 1627-nucleotide messenger RNA. RefSeq lists its product as uncharacterized. The record is from RefSeq and is a predicted model, not a curated record. NCBI's taxonomy places the organism in Eukaryota, Viridiplantae, Streptophyta, Magnoliopsida, Lamiales, Lamiaceae.